Amphimedon queenslandica is the source of this 773-nucleotide messenger RNA. RefSeq names its product glutathione S-transferase 1-like. Gene Ontology annotation, biological process: glutathione metabolic process. The transcript has a single exon. Bases 101 to 703 code for a protein of 200 amino acids. Gene Ontology annotation, molecular function: glutathione transferase activity. The record is from RefSeq and is a predicted model, not a curated record. Lineage: Eukaryota; Metazoa; Porifera; Demospongiae; Haplosclerida; Niphatidae.
UGCUCUUAUCAAAAUGAUCUAGAGGUGACAACUUCACUCCUCUGACCUCUAAUUUUUUCAGCCCUUGCCCUUGGAGAUUUUUCACUCGAUAGUUGAGAAGAUGUCUGAAUACAAGCUUUAUUACUUUAAUGGCAAAGGCAGAGCUGAAGCAAUUAGGCUUCUUUUUGCCUACAAGGGAAUCAAGUAUGAAGACAUACGUUUACAAGGAGAGAAGUGGACUGAAUUCAAGCCCCAGACACCAUUUGGAUCUAUGCCAGUCCUUGAAGAGGGAGGAAAGAAGUUAGCAGGGAGUCUUGUUGUAUUGCGUUACUUGGGUGAGAAGUUUGGUCUUGCUGGUAGCAAUGCAUGGGAGAAUGCUCAAAUUGCGAGCAUAUCUGAUUUCACGAAUGAUUUCUUGACAGAAGCUAUUAAGCUACAUUUUGAGAAAGACGAGACAAAAAAAGCAGAGUUGCAAAAGAGAAUGCAGGAGGAGUUGGUCCCCAAGUAUCUUGGAAAGCUCAAUGAGCUCGCAACCGAUGGCUACCUGUUUGGUAACAGCUUCACUUGGGUUGAUUUCCAGCUUUUUCAUAUGUUUCAAGGUAUGGACGAGAAGUUUCCAGGAGUCAAAGGCAUGUUCCCAAAUUUGGACAAGCUUAAGGCAAACGUGGAGGCCAACGAAAAUGUUGCAAAGUGGUUGAAGGAACGACCCGAGACACCAUUUUAACUUGUUAAACUAUCUAUUUUAGUUCUGUACUCUUAGAUAGAUCUAUUAGAAUGAUCUUUUUUAAAAUUAA